Molecule: messenger RNA, 1827 nt
Organism: Trichechus manatus latirostris (Florida manatee)
Lineage: Eukaryota; Metazoa; Chordata; Mammalia; Sirenia; Trichechidae
Gene: FBXO46
Product: F-box protein 46
Exons: 1
Coding region: 1-1827 (608 amino acids)
Molecular function (GO): protein binding
Source: RefSeq, a predicted model, not a curated record
AUGGACCGUGGUGGUGGCCUCCUGCCGUUCCAGCUAUGGUGCCCCAGGCCGUUUGGCACCUACUCACAGAACCAGCCGCGCCCACCUUCCACGACCCUCAAGCCAUCAGCCUGCCCCGAGCCGGGCAGUGGGGCGGAGCCGGACCGUGGGCCUGCCCAUUCAGAGAACACACCGCCCGCCUUGGCCCCGGAGACCCCGGCCCCUCAGCCUGCCCCACUCCUCUCCACUGCAGCUGCAGGCGAUGAGGGCCGAGUCCUGCUGGACACGUGGUAUGUGAUCAAGCCCGGGAAUACAAAGGAGAAGGUGGCCUUCUUUGUGGCCCACCAGUGCGGCGGGGGCAGCCGGGCCAGCUCCAUGAAGGUCAAGGGGCACUGGGGCAGUGACAGCUCCAAGGCCAAGCGGCGGAGGCGCUGCCUGGAGCCCACCAAGGCCCCGCUAGACCCAGGGGGCCGGGAGGGGCUCCCUGCUGCUGAGGGGGCCCCAGGCUUGGCCAGUGAGGACGUGGACCUGCUCUCUGUGGCUGAGAUGGUGGCCCUGGUGGAACAGCGAGCCGCCCUGGCCCUGCAGAACUACCCGCGCCCCGGCACCCCGGCGCCUGUGGUCUUCGUGUCGGCAGAGCAGGGCGGGCCGACCAAAGGGCUGGGGCCCGAACGGCGGGCCAGCAGUGGCGGUGGGGACUGCAGCCGUGUGGCUGAGGCGGUGGCCCACUUUGAGGCCCAGCGGGACAGCCCUCCAGCUAAGGGCCUCCGCAAGGAGGAACGGCCCGGGCCAGGCCCUGGGGAGGUUCGCAUUGCCUUCCGCAUCUCCAACGGCCGUGAGCCCAGAGCACCGGAUGGCAGCAUGCCCAAUGGGGGCGGGGGCUGGCCUGGCUGUGCCUACCCUGGCAGCCCGGGUCCUGGAGCCCGGACCAAGGACAAGAUCACCUGCGACCUGUAUCAGCUCAUCAGCCCUUCGAGGGAUGCUCUCCCCAGCAAUGUGGAGUUCUUGCUGGCUCGGGCAGAUGAAGCCAGUGAGGGCGAGAUCCCAACCCCUGCCAGGCCCGAGGACACCCCCCCAGCACCCCCUCCUCCACCUGCCCGGGACUGUGGGGCCUCCGGCUUCCACGUGGAUGUAGUGGUGACGGGCGUGGUGGACGAGUGUAUUUUCUUCGGCAAGGACGGCACCAAGAAUGUGAAGGAGGAGACGGUGUGCCUGACGGUCAGCCCUGAGGAGCCACCCCCUCCCGGCCAGCUCUUCUUCCUCCAGUCUCGGGGGCCAGAUGGGCCCCCCGAGCCGCCCCCUGCCGAUGUGCCAGCCACCGCGCCAGGCCCGGACGAUGCCGAGGGGGUGGCGGACACCUCGCUGUGCCGCCUCUACCGGCACGUGUCGCAUGACUUCUUAGAGAUCCGCUUCAAGAUCCAGCGGCUGCUGGAGCCUCGGCAGUACAUGCUGUUGCUCCCUGAGCACGUGCUGGUCAAGAUCUUCAGCUUCCUGCCCACCCGGGCCCUGGCGGCCCUCAAGUGCACCUGCCACCACUUCAAGGGCAUCAUUGAGGCGUUCGGCGUGCGGGCCACCGACUCACGCUGGAGCCGCGACCCCCUCUACCGCGACGAUCCCUGCAAGCAGUGCCGCAAGAGGUACGAGAAGGGCGACGUGUCGCUGUGCCGCUGGCACCCCAAGCCCUACCACCACGACCUGCCUUACGGACGUUCCUAUUGGAUGUGCUGCCGCCGGGCCGACCGCGAGACGCCUGGCUGUCGCCUGGGCCUGCACGAUAACAACUGGGUGCUGCCCUGUAACGGGCUGGGUGGGGGUGGAGGCCGGGCCGGCCGAGAGGAGGGCAGGUGA